AUGGACGUCCCAAGCGGCGACUCUUGCGGCGAGCGGAAUUCCCGCGACGUGAUUCUUCUCGAUCCCCCAACUUUCUCCUCGGCCUCAGCGUCGCAGGAUCUCGUUCCAGGGCAGGUGGCAAUGGGCGUGAAUGCAUGCAGCGGAAGCCCCGCAGGGCCCCACGGCUUCCCGAUUGUUUCUCACGUGCCAGCGGACGCAGCGGGAUUCACGCCGCCUCCUGCGACUUCCGUGUUCCGAGGAGGAGCCGUGGCGCGGAAAGCCGAGGAAACAGCCGGAUGCAAACGGCAGGACAGCGCCAAGGGAAUCAAGCGAGCCUCGUUCAACUUGCAGCGGAAUACCACGCAUGUGAUCCCGAGUCGGCAAGACCAGGCAGAGGAGGUCUUCAAGGACGAGGCGAGAAGCAAAGAACUCGUGCGCACAGAGCAGCGGCGCUUGAUCGAGCAACAGCUGCGGUUUCAGAGGGCGUGCGACAGCGCACGCUAUCUGGUUCAGUGCCGGCUGAUUCUUCACGAUAAUCCAUCGGAUGCCGUCGCGGGAGGCGAGUCCCCUAACAAGGCGAAGGCGAGAGAGUUCCUCGAGUUGAAAGGUCUCCCUUCCGCCAGAGAAUACGAGGCGCUGGGCGACGAACAGGAAGAAGAAACGACGUUUUUGCUGCGAAGCGCUGUAGGAUUCUUGAAGCCCGAAGAACUCAGCGACGUCGCUCUCGAACGCGAGUCGCUCGGAAAAUGCGGAUACUUUCUCUGCACGCAGCAGAUGCCGACGGGCGCACACAAAAAAGGCCGUCUGUCUCUGGUGCGCCGCUGGCGACUGGAUCCGAGCGUGAUUCGCGUGGUUGACGAGGACGACCUGCUGCUCUUCUGCAGCAGCGAAUGCUAUCACCAGCAUAAGAAGCUCCAGCGUUUCCAAACGGAAGAGCAGCUCUACGCGCGGCCUUUUGUGCGCGAGUGGGUCGGCCGAGUCUCCCUCCGGUCUCGGCGAUACCGCUGGAUGAACGUCGCAGACCCGGCUGUUGCGCCGUCGCGCGAAUCUCCUCCUUACUCCCCAUCCGCGAAGCCUGACGCUCGCCCAGGCCCUACGGCUACACGCUCUCCUGACGACCAGGACGCGGCCGCCGGCGUCUGCGGGCUGCCCGCAGAAGACGCAGCUGCGAGAGCGGCCUCUUCUCCCGCGUCUUUCUUGGCCUCUCACGUGGGCCGUGCUCCCAGCGCCGCGGAGGCGUUAGGGGCAGCCUCUCACGACGAUGAGACUGGAGAGGCUUCGACGCGCGCGUCAGCUGCGCAGGAGCCUGCAGGUCGGGCCUCAGAAGCUUUGGGCGCCUCGCCGUCGAGUGCGCGCGGCGGAGACACGACGAGUUCUGCCGAUUCCGCGGGGACUGCCGGAAGAGGAGAUGGAGAAGAGAGGCACGACCUGCGCAGUCGGACCGCCUGGGAGCCCGUGGCGACCGCGACGCAGGACGCAAGCGCCCAAAACGAGACUAGAAUGGACACGGAGGCCAGAGUGCCAGUGUCAGCGAAGACGAAGACAGUGGGGCGUGCGAUAAAGGUAAGGAUUGAAGACGACGGGGCGAGUUCGUGGAGCGAGAGUGAGGAGGAAUGCGACGGCAAAGCAGGAGAAUUGAGUCAGCAGAAGGGACAAGAGUCCAGCUUUCCCACCUCCGCGGAUGCACCUGCCUCCGAGGGGCGGCGCGCUGACGCGAGCGCGUUGGAAGUGAAGCAUGAACAGUUUAGUUAUGCUGCGUGGGACGAGAAAGCGGCAGCGAGCGACUCUGAGAGGCUUCCUGCAGACAGCUGGCGAGGGCAACUGACCAAACCAGCAAACCUGAUGAACCUGCAGUGGCAUCAACAGCAACGAGACGCGUUGCAUGCGGCAGACCAGGUGCUGUGCUUCAACUACGCCAGCCAGGAGAACGAGGCCGCCUUUCCUCUCAGUGGGACGUGUCCUGCCUCGGCGUCUGGGGCGGGACCAGAGGCGUCUGCAUCUUCAACGCACGAAACGGCUGAGGAAACGCAGCAUUUGCGAGGAAAGUCGCUUGGCGCACAAGGGGCUUCCGUGUGUGGGCGGAGUUCGACAAAGCAUGGCAGAGGCGAUGGCGAAGGAAUAUCCCUGGUCUCUGCUGGCGGAGCCUCCAGCCCCGCUCUUGGGGCCUCGGGGCCUGCGACAGGAGACGGCGCCCAUCCAGGACGUGUGGGAGUCCAUCCUGGAACACCAGCACCUUGUGUCGGUGAUUCAUUGCCGCGGGAACGCGCCGAGGGCUCAAUCCAGAACGCAGCCAGAAGAAGCGCCUCGUCCGAACCCACUGGCGAGAGCGGACGGCCAGGAGGCGACGCGCUGGCGUGCUCUAGCAAAAUUAAGGAACGAGGUCAUGCAGGUUCGGGCUGCGGCGUAGAAAAAACAGUGGAGAAGCAAAAUCCUGAAAACAUAACUCACAUUCGCGACGGCGAACAGGACUGGACAGACGGCUCGGAGGAGGAAGGGGGCGACGACUGGGGCAUCGCCAAAGACCUCAAUGAGUUUCUCGACCUCACGGAUGACGAAGACUGCGACGACAACUUCUACGAUCGCACGCCGUCUGAAGCCUCUUCGAGAAGAGGCACGCCUUCCAUAGGCGACCGGACUGAAGCGAGCUGCGCUGCUGGAGGAGGAACUUCGCAGCCGCCCCGAGCGCUCGUCGGGCGGCGACCGCAUGGCGACGGCGAGGCGGGAGGUGGGAGAGUGAACGCGAAUAAGGCUAGCAUUCACACGCAAGUUGAACCGGCGUUUGGGCACCUGUCGGACCUGUCCAUCGUCUGGGACCUGCUGGGAAACUGGAGCAGAGCCGAAACGCGCGAAUUCUUGCUCCGGCAGAACGGCCUGAGCGACGUGACCUCUCUGGGCGACGCGCACGCGGUGGCACCUUCUGCUCACCCCGCACCUUUCUCAAACACGGAAGCUGCGGCCGAUGAGGCAGAGGAGACCUCGACGAGGGACGCAGCAGAAGCGGCGAAGGCAGACCAAAUUCAGCGGGUGGAGCAGCUCGUUCAGGCGCUCCUGCGGGUGCUGCCGAGGAACCUCGUGGCUCAGUACAGCGGGAUCCUCGUGGAGUUGUGCGGGACUUUCCGCAUCCAAAGGGCGGCACCUCCGAUGCGACCUGCCCUUUGCCGAGCGUUUCUAGCGAUUCUUCUAGUUGGCCUUCAGCGGACUUCCUGGGCAAUGUCGUCGCACAUUAGCGGAAGAGCGAACCCCGGUGUGGGGCUGGAAGAGAUGCCUCAGUCGAAGAUGAUCGUCCCCAACAUGGCGGCCAUUCAAGCGUGGCUGUGCACUCAAGAGCGCGGAGGCGGCGAUGACGAGGGGCUGCGGGAAUUCGUUUUUUCAGCCUUCUUUGCCGAGGCGACAAAGCGAGGUGAAACGGCCAGCGCGGCUGGCGGGACCGAAACAGAAGGAGGUGUGGCGGUUUCGCGUGCCUCAGACACGGCACAGCGAGCACGGCGUACAGCCUCUCCAAGUCGGCGGUCCACCGAAGUCAUGGCGGCGAGGGGCGCCAGACCUAGCGUCGUCUCCAGUACGGGCGCGCGACAUCCCGGGGGCGAGACGUCAGUGGAAAGCGAGAGAUUCAGGAAGCACACAGGGCAGGCGGAGGGCGGAGCAAGCACCGCGACAACAGAGCCGCACGCCAGGCGCAGUCGACAGGAGUCGCCGACUUGGUGGUGGGUUGAGAAGAGCCUUGAGCUGCUGCUGAAUCCAGUGACGGAUGCGUGA
Molecule: messenger RNA, 3735 nt
Organism: Besnoitia besnoiti
Lineage: Eukaryota; Apicomplexa; Conoidasida; Eucoccidiorida; Sarcocystidae
Exons: 4
Coding region: 1-3735 (1244 amino acids)
Cellular component (GO): nucleus; cytoplasm
Molecular function (GO): RNA polymerase core enzyme binding; RNA polymerase II CTD heptapeptide repeat phosphatase activity
Source: RefSeq, a predicted model, not a curated record